CGUCUGAUAAUGAUAAAAACAUUGAACAACGAUGAGCCCACGACCAACUUCUACCCGCCACUUUCUCAUUUGAGAGACGUGGACGACUAUUGGACAUCCAAAAUCGAAAUGACUAUGAUUUCUUGACCACUAGCACCCAAAUUGCCUAAAUCGACUUAAUUUUACUCUCCGAGGGAUAUGGCGGCCUCAAUACAAUUGUCCCGUUACAUGUCACAUGACCACUCAAAGUUGCAUAAAUUGGCAGUGUACAAUGCACGAAAGUGCCAAAAAAGUGUCUAUUGAUGUUCUAUGAAGAAAGCAAAAAUGCUGUUGUCUUUGAAAACAAGUUUGUUGGGGUGUAGAAAACUCCACCUCUCCCUCUUGCGCCAUCCGUCCAUAUUUUCAGAAGUUUCAGUUUAUCGUAUACUUCGAAAUACCAUGUACUCUGUAUCUGACCAGAGCAAGAAUGGUGGCUCUCAGAGCAUUAUUAUAGACCUGCGAAGUGAUACGGUCACUAAGCCAUCCUUAGAAAUGAGGAAAGCAAUGUUUGAGGCAGAGGUUGGAGACGAUUAUCUCCGUGAAGAUCCAACUAUUGAAACCCUUCAAAAAAAGAUCGCAGAAAUUUUUGGGAAGGAGGCGGCUUUGUUUACCCCAAGCGGGACAAUGAGCAAUUUAAUUGCUGUGAUGGCUCAUUGUAAUGCUCGAGGAGACAAAGUACUCAUUGGUGAUAAGAGCCACAUACUACAACAUGAGGAUGGAGGAGUCUCAGAGGUGGGGGGUGUGAUGAUAAACACAAUACCAAACAAUCCUGAUGGUACAUUUGAUCUCAAAUUAAUGGAAAGAUCUUGGGGUGGUGUAUCUUUAGUUUGUAUAGAGAACACAUUUGGUCAUGGUGGAAGUGUUCUACCAAUCCAAUUUCUUGAUGAGAUUGCGUCUAUCUUGUCAAAGAAAAAGAUUCCUCUCCACCUUGAUGGUGCACGGAUUUUCAAUGCUGCUGUCUACCUUGAUGUACCAGCAUCUCGCCUGGUGAAGGAUUGUGAUUCUGUGUCCGUCUGUCUCAGCAAGGGACUAGGUGCACCAGUUGGUUCAUUGCUUGUAGGUACUCAAAAUUUCAUUAAUAGAGCCCGUAGGCUUCGACAUCUUUUAGGGGGAGCCAUGAGACAAGUUGGUGUUCUUGGUGCUCCAGGCCUUGUUGCAUUAGAGAGUGGAGUACAAAGACUUGCUGAGGAUCAUCAAAGAAUGUACAGAAUUGCAGAAGCUGUGGCUGCCAUGAAGAGUGAUUGCCUCUACCUGCAUUUGGAUUUGAACUUGGUUCACACAAAUAUACUCAUUAUUAAAGUGAACCCUAAAUGUUGUUCUGCAGAGGAGCUAGUGAACAGAUUAGACAUGGUCACCAAAAAAGAGGAGGCUGCGAUUGGAAAGGAAAUAAGAAUUAAGUGCUAUGAGAUUGAUUACCAGGCAAUAAGAUUUGUCACUUACAACGCUAUCACAGACUCUGACAUAGAUCUUGCUAUCCAAAAACUAGCAUAUGUCAACGAAGAACUGCAAGAAAAAUUAUCUAAAACUACCCAGUAGAGCUCAAAUUAAGUUUUUUCAGGAGAAAUGACUAAUAUUAUUGACAAUUCAGUCUUUAAGAAAUGUAUUUCAAAAUGUAUGAAAACCUGGACAAUAUCUAGUUUGGUUUCACAGAGGGGGAGAGAGUGAUGUGCGGUUGACAAAUUUACAAGCCAAGCUUCGCUACACUAUCGAGUUUUGUAAAUACUUAAAGAGCAUCUGGACUAGAUGGAAUAGAAAUAAAGACUUAGAUCAGACAGAUGGUUCAAGUUGUACAAGACAAUGUAAGCUAACAUUCUUCUCUGAAUAAAAGUAAAUAAUAUGCA
Frankliniella occidentalis (western flower thrips) is the source of this 1859-nucleotide messenger RNA. RefSeq lists its product as uncharacterized. The transcript is spliced from 10 exons. Gene Ontology annotation, cellular component: cytosol. NCBI's taxonomy places the organism in Eukaryota, Metazoa, Arthropoda, Insecta, Thysanoptera, Thripidae. Gene Ontology annotation, biological process: glycine biosynthetic process; L-threonine catabolic process. The record is from RefSeq and is a predicted model, not a curated record. Gene Ontology annotation, molecular function: L-allo-threonine aldolase activity. Bases 289 to 1554 code for a protein of 421 amino acids.